UAGAGAGACAGAAAGAGAGAGAGGUAGAGAGUUGUGAGUGCUGGAUGCUACUCGAUGAAACAUGGAGCGUAUCUCCUCCCUGUUGUCCUCUCUGAGGACCCUGGAGACCGGGACUCUGGACCAGGAGUACAACUCCAUAAUCUCCACUUUGUAGGUAUUCGCCCUCCACCAGCCGAUCAGAGCUAUACGGCCGUAAUACUCUCUGACCGUCAUGCCGAUAACUAAAGAUGGCGGCGAGAACAACGAACUCUGUCACAGCGGCUUUGAGCGUUCACGAGCAUCAAACCAACAACCAAAAAGCUGAGAAACCUUGGUUCAAUGCACAGAACUCCUCCUCCGUGUUUCAAGGUGUUUGUGGGGAGAUUCAUCGUUGGGUUAGUUUCUCCAGGCUCCAUCCCUCCGGAGGGUUCUGGGUCUACGUCGGGGCCCGGAAACCUCUAAACUACCCAGAGUGCCCCUCAGGAGGAUCCCGGUCAGAUGUGAGGUUUUGGUCCAUCUCACGCUCCAUUUCACCCUGAACUGCUGAACGAGACCCAGAGAACCUUCAACUCCUUUACUUGUGGCAGUGACUCACUCCCAACCCGGAGAGUGCAACGCAGACUUGGAGGUACUGACUCUCAUCCCGACCGCUUCACACUCUUCUACAAACAACCCCACUGCUGCUGAAGGUCGCGUUCUGAAGGAACCAACAGAACCACAUCAUCUGCAAAGAGACAAGAUUCCGAGGUCCUCCAACCGGACCAUACUAUCCUCCCCGGCUGUCCAUUGAGACCCAGGAGAAAGCCGACACCCACUGGUUUGACAGUGGGUCGAGUAAACGGACACAGAUCUCACUUUAGUAAGACAAGGACCGGAUGGCUUGUAUCUCAUAUCACAGCGGUACCCUCCACCCCCACAGGACUCCCCUUCGUAAGCCUUCUCCAAGUCCACGAAACACAUGAAGACUGGAUGGGGUGCAAACUCUCGUGACCCCGCCAACAGACCUGCCAAGAUGGUGCGUUCACAGACCUCGUUGCUGAAGAGAGAUCUGAGUUUGACCACUGAGGCCGGAGCUCUGAAGGAAAACAUGAAGAAGAACAGAUACAAAGACAUCCUGCCAUAUGACCAGUCUCGUGUGGUUUUGUCUCUACUGACAUCAGACUCUGAUUAUAUCAACGCAAGCUUCAUCCAGGGGGCGACGUCAGACUGCAGGUACAUCGCUUGUCAGGGGCCCCUCGGCUCCACGCUGACCGACUUCUGGCGGAUGAUCUGGGAGAACAACGUCAAGGUCAUAGUGAUGGCCUGCAGAGAAAUAGAGAUGGGAAAGAAGAAGUGUGAAUGUUACUGGUCCCCACUUCACCAGUCAGCGUCAUUUGGACCAUUUACUGUGUGCAAUCAGGAGAAGCUGCAUCCUGAUGAAGACGUGGUGGUCAGAGCUCUGAAGGUUUCCUUCCAGCAGGACAGCCGUUCAGUGACUCAGUACCAGUUCUUGUCGUGGCCGGAUCACGAUGUUCCCUUCGAGGCUUCAGGAGUCCUGGACCUCCUGGAGAGAGUCAGAGAGAGUCGAGGAGCAGACACCUCCCCUCUGCUGGUCCACUGCAGUGCGGGCUGUGGGAGGACCGGAGUCAUCUGUGCUCUCGAUUACAUCCAUGACCUCCUGGUGAACGAGCACUCAGACUUCAGCAUCAUGCAGAUCGUGAAGGAGAUCAGGAGACAGAGACCGUCUGCGGUCCAGACCAAGGAGCAGUACCGCUUCAUCUUCACUGCAGCCGCCGCCAUGUUGGAACGAGAGCUGCUGUGCUGCAACACGUCGGAGGUGAAGACACACAAUGGGUCACGUGGAGAGCGGAAAAGGCCGACACCUUCCUCCAAGAGGCAGCAAAUCGCCAUGAACGACACGUACGCUGUGGUCAACAAGCCCAAGCACCCACCGUCUGACCCCGCCUCCUCCGCUGUAGACACGCCCAGGUUCAGCAGGACACCGCCUCCAUCCCAUCAUUAUGACAACGACCCCUCUCGAGCCUCAGCAGCUCCCGUCUACAGCGCCGUUAAACCGCGAGCUAAACCUCACGGUUCGCCCCUCUCGGCCACACCCCUCUACGACAUGCCAGCCAAUCACAGGCUGGGGGACAGCGGGGAGCAUCACCUGAGUCCAGCCGGAGGCCUCUCGCUGACCGACGAUGACUACGAAGACUUCUGCCCUUCGGCUCCUGACGCCAGUGGCCGCGGCUCACCUGGGGGCAUCGGGUUUAAUUGUCGUAUUCAGAAACCCAGAGGACCCCGAGACCCUCCAGCUGACUGGAGAGAUGAACUGGUCUGACUGGACCUCACUGGUUAUCUACUGGAUUAUUAUUAGAUGAACUGAACCUGUUAUUCUGACCAUAACUGUGAUCUGAUGUCAAUAUUUAUGAAUAUGAAAUUAAAUAUCUCUUGAGUCUGUGAUUCAUAAA
This is a messenger RNA of Cyclopterus lumpus (lumpfish), 2429 nucleotides long. RefSeq names its product protein tyrosine phosphatase non-receptor type 18 (gene ptpn18). Gene Ontology annotation, cellular component: nucleus; cytoplasm. Bases 938 to 2299 code for a protein of 453 amino acids. Gene Ontology annotation, biological process: peptidyl-tyrosine dephosphorylation. The record is from RefSeq and is a predicted model, not a curated record. Lineage: Eukaryota; Metazoa; Chordata; Actinopteri; Perciformes; Cyclopteridae. Gene Ontology annotation, molecular function: non-membrane spanning protein tyrosine phosphatase activity. The transcript has 17 exons.